This is a messenger RNA of Acanthochromis polyacanthus (spiny chromis), 1420 nucleotides long. RefSeq lists its product as uncharacterized. Gene Ontology annotation, cellular component: mitochondrion. Bases 240 to 1052 code for a protein of 270 amino acids. The record is from RefSeq and is a predicted model, not a curated record. Gene Ontology annotation, molecular function: glycine N-acyltransferase activity. Lineage: Eukaryota; Metazoa; Chordata; Actinopteri; Pomacentridae. The transcript is spliced from 5 exons.
UGAAAAAGAAAACCUCUUUGCAACAAGUGUGUGAGCUGCUUUGGAAGUUGUAGCAUAUAAAACACAAGCUGUUGUUCCUUUCCACUCACAACCACGGUAACUCCAUGCGCACAACUGUGUGGAAAGUGCUUAUCGCAACUUCAGGUUGAAGAACAACACAAAGACCGCCCAGUUAGCAGUCCUCAGCGCUGCACUUCGCUCCGGUUUCCUAGAAAUAUACCAUAACUAAACAACUGACCAUGGAGCUGACGGAUGAUCAGCUGAAAGUGGCUGAAAUUGAACUGGAAAGAUAUUUACCUCGAUCUCAGCAGAUCUACGGAUUUGUGGUCCUCCGAAACAGAGUCAAAUCAGACCCAGUGCAGAUUUUUGUGGACAAGUGGCCACAGUUCAGUGUUGUUUUCUGCAAACCAUUCUGUAAACAGGAAAAUGAUCCUUUCAGAAUUAUUUUCGUCUUUGCAACCGAUGAAGCUGUUCUGGAGGAAACCCUAAGGAAGUCUUCUCUUAUUGACUGGACCAGGUAUUUUGGUCUUGGAAUGAACAAUUCUCACAUGGAGAUACUCAAAAAAAUGGCAUCGGAAAAAAAUGUGCCCUGCAGGAAAAUAUCAGUGUGUCAUCGGAUGAGACUGGAAGACAUAUCCAAGCUUCCCCCUAUAGACAGCUCGGGGAUCUCGCUGAGCUCCCUGGAUGAAUCGCACAUUGGUUUGGUGUCUCAGACAUGGAAGUUUGUUGAGCAUGAAGGAGCUGUUGGGAUGAUCCGCAGGAUGAUUUCAAACUUUCCCUCCUUCUGUGUGCUGGAUGCUGACGGACAGCCCGUGUCGUGGAUCCUGACUUAUGAUUCGUGUGCCAUGGGAAUGUUGUACACUCUGCCGGAGCACCGAGGGAAAGGCUACGCCAAAGUCCUGAUCAGCAGCAUGGCCAAGAGACACCAUGCUCUGGGCCACCCAGUGUACUGUUUCAUAGAGGAGGAGAACACGACCUCUUACAGGCUCUUUACAAACCUGGGCUUUACUGAAGAUCCCUCAUACAGGGAAAGCUGGUUUGAAUUCAACUGAUUUUAAAUAUUCAAUAAAAGUAAUAUCCUGUGCCAAAGAUCCCAGAAUAAUAUGUUAUGGUUCAAGUCUGCGCUCAUUAAACCUGCCUUCGUAGCACAGAAAAUACAAGAGCUGAAAUGGAAAUGCAAGUCAGAAAUUUGGUUGUUAUUGUAGGAGCAAGUUAUAAACUUGGUGUAGGUCUUUGCAGACCAUUCCAGACACAUCUCAUCUGUUUUCUGGCAGGGUGCUGGAAGCAUGACUGGCUCUGAAAUGAACACAAAAUCUUAAUGUGAAUUAUGUGCACUUAAAAAUACAUUGCUUAAUUGUUAUUGUUUAUUGCUGUGGUUACUCUGAUUCUACGUGUAAAAUAAAUAAGUCUUUUGUUGCCA